Messenger RNA from Adineta steineri, 999 nucleotides. Lineage: Eukaryota; Metazoa; Rotifera; Eurotatoria; Adinetida; Adinetidae. The record is from the annotation of a GenBank genome assembly.
AUGUUACUUGAUUCUAAGAAUUUACCUUUUUGUGUACGAUUUCGAACAGAAAAAAUUCUUUCAUCGAAGAUUCGAUAUUUCGACGUAAUUAUUCUCAUUCCCAAUCUCAUUUUUCUUUUCUUCAUUAUUAUUAAAUGGAUUCGAAAACGUACUAAAUUAAAUACAAAUAAGCCAUUAUUAUUAAGUAUUACUUGUUUACUUCUUUCUGUAAUAUUAACGAAUAUAUUACGAUGUUUAUUUGUUAUGAUAUUUUCUAAUCAAUCAUUUCAUGCUCAAGAAAUUAUUGUUAAAAUUUUUUGGUUACUUAUUCGAUUUGCACUUUUGUGGACAGAAUUAAGUAUUCUUCUUUUUGGUGUUUGUUUCGGACAUUCAAAUUCAAAUCGUCAAUCGAUAAAAAUAAUCAAAAUAUUAAUUGCUUCAUUUAUUUUUUCAUCUAUUUAUACAACUAGUCAAGCUGUAUUAGAAUUUCGUAGAGAUACUCGACCUAUACAAUUUCAAACAACUUAUUAUAAUCUUUAUUCACAUGGUGGAAUGAAAUUUUUGUUUAUAUCAAGUUCAAUUUUUCUUAUCUUAUAUUUAAUUAUCUUCACGCUAUGGUGUUUAUGUCGUCGACAACAGAAAUUUUUACCAAUUCGUCGAUCGUUUUAUUUCUAUUGUUUUGUUUUGAUUUUUGUUAAUAUGAUUCAAGUUAUUGGCGCAAUGCUGAAUUUAACAGAAACAACAAUAUGGAGCAUGUGCAUUGUUGAAGGUAUGACAUGUAUAUUUUAUACGUGCUUUGCUCCAUUUGUCUAUUAUCAAUUUCUUCGUCGAGUUCUAAGUUCAAAAUUACUUAUUCCAGAAAUAUUGUAUGCUGAUUCAACAUUAACAAAUAAUGAUGAAGAUGAUGAACUUAUCGAUACUGGUGCUAAUCCAUUCUAUAAUAAUUCAACAGAUGAAAAACUUGAUGGUCAGUUUGAAGAUAUAACAUCUUCAACAAAUAUAAUUCAACCAGUUUUGUAA